AUGAAACUCUGGACAGCUUUCUUUGGCCCUCGCCUUUACACUAAAUAUGGCGAACGCCGCGAAGAGACAAAAAUCGAGAUGAUCGGCAACAAUCUAUUAGCAAUCGGCAAAGGAUUUUGGAGGACCGUCAUUGGGAUUUGGCCGCUGGCCCUUAGUGUUCAAUUGUGGCGUGGGUCGAUUACAGUGCAGAAUUUCCAAUUCUGGAUCUAUUGGACGGUAGUUGGAGCUGUGGUUGGAUUCGCGGCUAGAUUUUUUGGCCGAAAGAUUGACGAGCAAUACAAGAAAUUCGCCGUGAUUUUUGAGAAAGCCCAAACCGGGGACAGUCAAUCUUUGGCAGAACUAAAGUCUUAUGACUAUGAUAUGGGCGCGGCCAACCUCUACGACUUCCAGGCUGCCGAAAAACAACUGUGGUAUUAUGCAGCACCACCACACCCGGCUAAUCCGCUUGUGAAGCUUAUUUCAUGGCUUGCCGUCAAAUCUUUUGGGCUUGGGGCAAUGUUCCCAGGAUCGUUCCAACUUCUAUUUGCAUUCGCCCAAGACCAGAUUCUGGAGAGUCGCUCUAAAUUGAUCACCGAGAGGAAUGGAAAACGCUCUGUUUUAAAGACAGCAGCUGGAGAUCUUAUUGAUACAAUCUAUUUGGAUGCAAGAAAGUCCGGACAACACUACGGGCAAAAGCUCGUCAUUUGUUGUGAGGGGAACGGGACUUUCUAUGAAUUUGGCAUGAUGACGGUUCCGAUGGAAAAGGGACAUUCAGUCAUCGGUUGGAAUUAUCCUGGCUUCAUCCAUUCCACCGGAUCCCCAAUGCCUAAAAAUGUCUUGGCCGCAGCUGAUGCAGUCAUGCAAUAUGCUACUGGCCCUCUAGGAUGGAAAGAAGAGGACAUUGUAAUCUAUUCCUGGUCCAUUGGUGGAUUUGCCGCUAGUUGGCUGGCCGCUAACUAUAAAAAAGUCCGCGCCCUAAUCCUUGAUGCUACUUUCGAUAAUGUGCUUCAUUUGGCUGCUAUUAGAAUGCCGGGCAUACUAGCCCCUGUUGUCGAGUGCGCCAUCAAGGAACACUUGAAUUUGGAUGUUGAAUCAAAUUUGCGUGAAUUUAAGGGGCCAGUCAGGAUCUAUCGCCGAUUGAGAGAUGAUAUGAUGUGCACACUUUUCGAGGGGUCAGAGGAGGAUAUCUUAGCCAGUAAUAGAACCAAUUAUCUGCUGAAGGCAAUUAUGCAAAGCCGGCAUGCAGACAAAAUCCGCAGCCAUCCGGAUGCGAUUGAUAAUUGGUUAGCCAUGAGUCCUUCAUCAAGGAAGCGAGCUUAUGACCAAGCCCCGAAAGAAAUCCGUGACAUCUACUUCCUAUGUGAAUACUAUUUCGUGGACAUUCCCGGGCAACAUAUUGGUCCACUUCCGGUCUCCAGCUUUGAUUUCCCGGCCCCGAUGUUGAUG
Mesorhabditis spiculigera is the source of this 1425-nucleotide messenger RNA. Lineage: Eukaryota; Metazoa; Nematoda; Chromadorea; Rhabditida; Rhabditidae. The record is from the annotation of a GenBank genome assembly.